UCGAUAACGGCUAAUGGGCGAAACGCGGCUGGUCAAGGUUGUAAAAAAGAGUGUCUUACUGUCGUAUAUUAUGCGCCGUUUUCAUCCCAAAAUACUCGAAAGUUUCAUUUCUUGGCAAAUUCUUCUUCGAAUGUCAAAGUUUGCGAGCCUGGCUGCGCGAGGCGGUGACGUCACGAGGCGGGGUCACGCGCAGGUCGGUUCAAGCAGAGUUCACGAGCACAAACACAACUCCUGCAAUCAGCGGCCAGCUGCCAGCGUUGGACCGAACCGGGACCAGCUUGCAGUCUGCCCGUCUUCCCGCUCCAUGGCCCGCUGACGCCGCGAGGACCAGCUCCUUCCCCUCCGCGGAGCCGCAGUCCGUCAUGUUCGACUACGUGGACUUCCAAGUGUUCGGUACCGCAGAGACGGACCACCGGGACUGCAUGUACGAGCAGGAGCGCCGCUGCGCAGCCGACCUCCCGGAGCUCUUCCUCGGCCACUGGCGGCGCGAGGGUUCGGUGUUCGGCGUGGAAGAAGCGCCGCGACGGUACCGAACCGGUUCAGACGUGGGUAGCCAUAGCUCCGCCUCCAGCUCCGAUGACCCGUUCACAGGCUCCGCCUCCUCGCCGCCGCCGCCGCCCCCGCGCACCUACAAGCCGUGCUUCGUGUGCCAGGACAAGUCUUCGGGAUACCACUAUGGCGUCAGCGCCUGUGAGGGCUGCAAGGGCUUCUUCCGCCGCAGCGUGCAGAAGAAGAUGGCGUACACGUGCCACCGGGACGAGAAGUGCGUCAUUAACAAGGUGACCAGGAACCGCUGUCAGUACUGUCGUCUGCAGAGGUGCUUCGCUGUGGGAAUGUCUAAAGAGUCGGUGAGGAAUGACAGAAACCGUCUGAAGGCCAAGGAGGAGCCGAAGAUGUCCAUCGCAGAGACGUACGAGAUGACGGCCGAGCUGGACGUCAUCGUGGAGAAGAUCUGCAGGGCCCACAGGGACACAUUUCCCUCCCUUUGCCAGCUGGGGAAAUACACCACAAACUCCAGCUCGGACCACAGGGUCCAGCUGGACCUUGGCUUGUGGGACAAGUUCAGUGAGCUGGCCACCAAGUGCAUCAUCAAGGUGGUGGAGUUUGCCAAGCGAGUGCCGGGCUUCACAGGCCUCACCAUCGGCGACCAGAUCACGCUGCUGCGGGCCGCCUGUCUGGACAUGCUGAUUCUGAGGAUCUGCACCCGCUACACCCCCGACAACGACACCAUGACGUUCUCCGACGGCCUGACGCUGACCCGCACUCAGAUCCACAAUGCGGGCUUCGGGCCCCUGACGGAUCAGGUGUUCACCUUCGCCGGCCAGCUGCUGCCGCUGCAGAUGGACGAGACGGAGAGCGGCCUCCUCAGCGCCAUCUGCCUGGUCUCCGGAGACCGUCAGGACCUGAAGGAGCCGUCCAAGGUGGAGGUGCUGCAGGAGCCGCUGCUGGAGGCGCUGAAGAUCUACUCCCGCAAGCGGCGGCCCAGUGUGCCUCUGGUGUUCCCCAGGGCCCUCAUGAAGAUCACAGACCUGCGCAGCAUCAGCGCCAAAGGGGCGGAGCGAGUGGUGACCCUGAAGAUGGAGAUCCCGGGCGCCAUGCCGCCGCUCAUCGAGGAGAUGCUGGAAGACCUGCAGAACCUGGAGAAAGACCAGAAGAAACUCUCGGAGAGCCGAGGAGCGAGGUGUACGACACACUGGUAGUUAUUCCACAAGACCCCAAAGCCAAACAGAAGAUGUAAGUUCAUAUUUUUCUUUUUUUUCCCCUUUUUUUUACUCAAAUCUCUCACAUUAUUUUAUUUUAACCCUUUGAAGGCCUUCUGAUCAGAUAGUGUCACAAUUUUUAAUUAGCACACAUUUGCAUAACACAAGUUAAUUGAUUAAUUUGUGACUUUAUCUGAUCAGAAGGCCUUCCAAUUUAUAACAAAAGCAUCACACGUUUGAACUACCGUAUUUUUCGGAGUAUAAAUCGCACCGGAGUAUAAGUCGCACCUGCUGAAAAUGCAUAAUAAAGAAGGAAAAAAACAUAUAUAAGUCGCACUGGAGCUCGGCCAAACUAUGAAAAAAAACUGCGACUUAUAGUCCGAAAAAUACGGUAUUUUGGAUUGUUUUUGAGAAAUGGGAGCAAAAAAAAAAACAUCUAAUAUUUUUACACUUACAUGUUCUGUUUGGCUUGAAGAUGAUAAAAAAAUCAACACUUUUUUAACACGUAAGGUUAAAGUGUUGAAAUCGUUUUUGUACUGUAACGUUUGUCACAGAAUAAACGUACUUAUAGGUUGAUGUGAUGUGUCCACAUAACACAUCACGUAUAUAAAACGUAACAAAAGUGUCGUCACAGGACUCCAGUGGGAUAUUUGCAGUUUUUGUCCCGCUAGUUCAUCAUCAUGUCGUAUACUUGAAAUAAUAACAUUGCUAAUAAUGUUCACUUCUGCUUGCCGGGUGACUUUUUCAAUGCCUUAACGAGCCUUUACAAGUUGACGAGUUUACAAUAUCAAUAAAACUAUAGAUUGUUUUAUCAAACUAAGUUUGUUGGAUCAUGCUAAGUGAGUACUGUCGCCGUGACAACCUCUAACAGCUGCUCACUCUUCUUCUGCGUACAAUCUGAUGUGAUAUGUACUUUUUUUUAUAAAAAUAUUAAACACCGCUGCUGACUCAUGUCUUUGCAUGUUACAAUAAUGCUAAUAUCCUGUAUUUAGAGUUAGUAUAGUUUUAUGUGCCCCUGUAUUAGUUAGCCCUGGGCGAUAAAUCCAUUUUAUUGAUAUAUUCAAGUUUUUUUGCUGCAGACGAUUUAAAAAAAUGAAAAAUAAAUGUUUUUUCUCCUUUU
Nerophis lumbriciformis (worm pipefish) is the source of this 2820-nucleotide messenger RNA. RefSeq names its product retinoic acid receptor beta-like. Gene Ontology annotation, biological process: retinoic acid receptor signaling pathway; cellular response to corticotropin-releasing hormone stimulus; regulation of transcription by RNA polymerase II. Lineage: Eukaryota; Metazoa; Chordata; Actinopteri; Syngnathiformes; Syngnathidae. Gene Ontology annotation, molecular function: nuclear receptor activity; RNA polymerase II cis-regulatory region sequence-specific DNA binding; zinc ion binding. The record is from RefSeq and is a predicted model, not a curated record. Gene Ontology annotation, cellular component: transcription regulator complex; nucleus.